Molecule: messenger RNA, 1201 nt
Organism: Fimicolochytrium jonesii
Lineage: Eukaryota; Fungi; Chytridiomycota; Chytridiomycetes; Spizellomycetales; Powellomycetaceae
Exons: 8
Coding region: 328-1062 (244 amino acids)
Biological process (GO): cellular response to misfolded protein
Cellular component (GO): endoplasmic reticulum membrane
Molecular function (GO): Hsp70 protein binding
Source: RefSeq, a predicted model, not a curated record
CUCCUUUUCCCACCUGCUUGCCCUGUGCCUCCCUCCAUCUCACCUUACUCAUGUUACUGCCUGCCGGACAGACCGUUGACACUCUAACACAUAUUCGCCAUACUGCUUUUCACUCACGGUGUAUCACGCAAACCCAACCCGACCAUAUCGCAGCUGCUAGUGGUGUCAAGAAAAGAGUUCAUAAAGUCCCGCUCGACGGCCUCUCCAACAACGAACUCGGAACCCAAUACUUGCGCCGCAUUAACUCUCAUCAAGUGAGGAGAGGCGCAACGUUCCGAGCUCUCCCUGUCCACAAACAAUGCACCUCGCUGCGUUUCGCAGAACGACAUGAACCCCUACAUUAGGAAGCCAAACCCAGCUUACAGUAAACCGAACGCAACAGGAAUCCCGCCGGCGGACGAACAAAUCAUCUCGGAGAUCCUCUCCACGGAGAACUUUUACAUACGGCUAGGCGUAGCAAGAGACGCACCAACGGAGCUCGUUAGGAGGGCAUAUCUGCGACGUAGCAAGGUGUGUCAUCCCGAUAGACAGAGCCACCCGCUCGCCAAGGAAGCUUUUCAGCGUCUGAACGACGCUUAUUCCACGAUAUCCGACCCAAACCAUCGCCGGCAAUAUGAUAUGUACGGGAAACGAGUUAACGGUUCAGAACAAACAUUUGCCGACGCCUUGCAACAAGUCAUUGAUGAGUUCUUGGAGGGGCACUAUGAUACUCUGAUGAGCAUCAUUGAUCACAUCCAAAGUUUAAAUCCUGAAUUAAGAAUCAGCAAGGAAGGCGCCAGACACGUCCUAUCAUCAAUGCGAGACUUCUGCCUCUGGAGCGGCAAGUGCUGGAGCGCACUGAAGUUCGAAAUCAUUACGCUUUAUGAGAUCCACUCCGACAUUCAAUCCCUUUCGUACUUCGAUGUGCGCGGGCGCCUUUGCAAGGCCGCAAGGUUAUCGAAGGGGCUUAUUUCUCUAAUGGCCAAAAUCGUUCCAGUGGGUGGAUACCUGAUUGAAGCCCAGAUACCCAUGGUUGAGCGAGUGGAAGUAUAUCUCUUCAGCAGCACCACUGUCUGCAGGUAGUCUGCUUAUUAGUUUUCCCCAUCCUCAUAUUAUCGCCGGUUGGUUGCAUACCCAGCUCUUUUCCUUCAUUCGGCGCCCUUCUUAGCAUGCUUUUCUUGUAUAUUUUGUCAAAUUGAGCGUGAGCAACCUUGCAUCUUCA